AUGCUCAAUAAUAUACCCGAUACGCGGAAUACACAGGAUAAGAUUAGAAGUUUUAUAACACCAAAUGAAGUAGUUGAUCUUGAUGAUGAAAAUGAAUUUGAAAGUAAAGAUAUUCCAGUGUCGCACGAAUCAUAUGAUUUAGGCCAACGACGCAAAUCAUCUGUAUAUUCUGCUCAAAGUGGAUCUAGCUCAAGUGUUGAAGUUCCACGAAGAAAUUCUACUGUUGAUAUGGUGAUGCAUCAUCUAUGUGUUGUUCAUCCUGGUUAUCAUUCUCAUGAAAAGAAAAAUAUGAGACGUGAAAUACAACAACGACGAAAUAUUGAUGCUUAUAUUUAUCAUACUGUACCGAUAAGUAGUUUUGAUGAACAAACAUCAAUAAAAUAUUCAGAUUUUGUUCAACGACCAAUAUUUGAAGGUAUUCGUUUGGAUGCUAUUCGAUCACAAAGUCCAUGGCUUCGUUUAUUAGCUGAAUGCCUUGCAGAAUUAUUGGGUACAGCUAUCCUUGUUUUAUUCGGAUGUUCAGGCAUUGCUCAAUAUACUCUUUCACGUGGUGUUCUUUCAAGUUUUUUAUCGGUUAAUUUUGCUUUUGGUUUUGGAGCAAUGAUUGCUGUCUAUGUUGCCGGUCCUGUAUCAGGUGCUCAUAUUAAUCCAGCUGUAUCAAUUGCGAUGUUAAGUUUACGAUCAAUUACACCAUUACAAUGUAUUGCCUAUAUUUUAUCUCAAUUUCUUGGUGCAUUUAUUGCGGCUGGUUUAGUAUUUGGAACUUAUUUUGAUGCAAUAAAUCAAUUUGAUCAUGGUGUACGAAAGGUAACAGGUGUAGAAGCAACUGCUGGAAUAUUUGGUACAUUGCCUGCACAAGGUGUCAGUCAAAUCUCACUUUUCUUUGAUCAAGUUCUUUCAACAGCUCUUUUACUCAUUGCUAUUUGUUCAUUAUCAAAUAAACGAAAUAAACUUGUAGCUAAUGCUCAAAUACCAAUUGCUGUUGGUUUUAUGAUAACUGCGAUUGGUGUUGCUUUUGGAUACAACUGUGGUUUUCCAAUUAAUCCAGCACGUGAUUUUGGUCCACGUUUAUUUACUCUUUGUGUUGGUUAUGGAUCAGAAGUAUUUUCUGUUGGUAAUUAUUAUUUUUGGAUACCAAUUGUAGGACCAAUAUUUGGUGGAUUAAUUGGUACAUGGGUUUAUCAUGGUUAUAGUAAAUUAAUGAAAGUACAUAUUGGUGAAGAUGAUAGAGAAAUAGCUCGUGCACGUUAUCAAGUGGAUUUACAAAAUAUAACACGCAUGUAA
Messenger RNA from Rotaria sp. Silwood1, 1284 nucleotides. NCBI's taxonomy places the organism in Eukaryota, Metazoa, Rotifera, Eurotatoria, Philodinida, Philodinidae. The record is from the annotation of a GenBank genome assembly.